Acanthocheilonema viteae is the source of this 840-nucleotide messenger RNA. Lineage: Eukaryota; Metazoa; Nematoda; Chromadorea; Rhabditida; Onchocercidae. The record is from the annotation of a GenBank genome assembly.
AUGUGGCAAACUCGUGCGUUAUUUCGUAAUGUACGUCGAACCUAUAUAGAAUUAGAUUAUGCCAAGCACAUGCCAAAAGAAUAUGUGGAAAAAGUGAAGCGUACAGUUCCUAAAAAAGUUUAUACCAAUCGAUACGGUGCACCUGAUAUAGUUCGUUGGGCGUUGCAUCCCGAUGAUUACGUACCAUCUGAUGGACGUCCUUGGGAAUUAGAGACAUUUGAGAAAAACGCACAACGAGCGCAUGAGUAUCAUCAGCACAAAUUAAGCCAUAAAUUCUUCGAACUAAGGCACGAGAAAAAAGUAGCCAUUCCACCUGAAGAAUGGACAAUCUUUCCUGGUGAUUUGGUGCAGGUCAUGGUCGGUAAGGACAAAGACAAAACGGGAGUUGUGUCACAUGUUAACAAAGAAACCAAUGCUGUAUUUAUAAGAGGGAGACAUACUAAACUUGUCAACGAUUAUGAAAACUUCAGUGAAAGUGGCAUAAAUUCUAUUUAUCGACAAGUCGAGCAACCUUUAUAUAUUCAUAAGGGACAAGUGAAGCUGGUUGAUCCCAGUGAUAAUGAACCUUGUGAGGCGGACUGGGUGUUGAAUGAGGAAGGGAACGAAUAUGUUAGAAUUAGCAGGAGAUCCAAAUUUCAAAUUCCGAUACCACAAUUAGCUCGAGCUACUUCGGAAUACCUCACUUGCGAUCGAUAUGUUGAAGCGGAAGGUAAGGAUACGCCUGCAGAAAUUGUGCUGGAAAAAACCUACAAACCUGUACUCAAAUCAUUUGAGGAAGAAAUUGCAGACACAAUGGGUAUUCAAGAUAAGCGUAAAUUGCAGCCAACAUAUUGGUAUUGA